CGGUUAUUUCAGACCACAUAAAAUAGAAUCCUAUUUGGUGAGAAGCCAAACAACACGUCAACAAGGAAGUGGACUUGCCACGUACAAAGAUUCAAAAGCAUUUCAUGAAUCAAAAGACCUAGACUAUAAAAGCGAGAGUUUUUAACGUAUCAGAGGCAGUCUGGGGUAGUUGCUAUUUUCACUAUAUUGCUUACAAAGGCUUCGAAUUCAAAGAACACAGCAGGAAAGGGAAAUUGCGGCGAGCAGUGAUUGAGAAAGUCUGUUGCCUGUAAUAUGUUUUGGAUAAAGCAUCGUUGAAACACUUCCAAAUCAUCACAAAUUAAAUUCUCAUUAACAGUGCCUUUGUGUUUGCUGCACGUCUUUGUAACUAGAUCAGUUAUCCAAUCUUGUUUGGUUAAUACUGGGAAGCAAGUUCUGUUCCUGGAAGCGAGCACUUGAGCUGGCCUACACAAGAUUAUUCAUGUCUAAUCGGUUGUUCUCCAAAAUGGGCUUGCAAACACUGUUGCAGAUGAGCCAGAGUUAAUUCGUUUUCAUGAAUGUGGAUUUUCAGACCUAGGGAGCAGCUACAAGAUGGAGGGUGCGGGCGAAUCAAUGGAAGAAAUUUAUGCUCUUCCACCAAAGCUAAAAUACAACGAGAGCUGGUUGGAGAUCAAAGAGAAAAGGGGGUUCAAAGAUUACUGGGUUGUUUUGAAGGGAAACUAUAUGUUCUUCUUUAAGGACCAAAACACCCAUCUUAAAGAGCAGCAUGUUGGUUACCUUCCAAUUGAAGUCCAACAAACAAAGUGUAACGCAAAGAAAGGAAGCAGUAGAGAAUUUAUACUAGAAAUGGGGAAGAAGAAGCACAAUCUUCGUGCCACUGACGAUAUUCUGAGAAAGAGAUGGGUAUAUGCGAUUGAGCUUGUCAAUAGAGCUAAUUCCCCUGGCCCUUUGCCAGGCGAUUUAGAUUUUGAAGAAAUACAAGAUAACACACCAAGCCCAAAUAAAAUGAAGCAAAGAGCUAAAAGCGUUGCGGCAGUUUCUACUAGUCAGCUUCUGUCCCAAUCGUCACCGGGAAAUAAUUUAAAUUCUGCUUCGAGGCUCCGGCGUGGUGUUAGCCUCAAUUUGAAAAGCUCAGCUUCUGAAUUCAAUAACAUUAUCGAAGAAGAUGCUUUACCAAAAUACAAUAGUGUCUUCAUUCCACCAAGUUGGUACUUUGGCAACAUUUCAAGACAGGAAGCAGAGAAAAUAUUAGCUGUCUAUUCAGUUGGAAGAUAUCUACUUCGUGACAGUAACAGAAAUAACUCCGUUGAUCAUUAUGCAUUAUCAAUUAAGGAUAAUCUGAAAAUAAAACACCAUAGAAUAGUUCCUCUGCCAAAUGGAAAAUACCAGUUUGAAUCGCUGCAUGACAUGUCUUUCGCUACGCCAAUACAUGCAAUCGAAUAUUUGCUAGAAGGAACUUAUCCAACUUUACAAACUCAGCCAGUUUUUAUGGACAUCCUAGAACGACGAUCAGGAGAUGGUCAGGAAGAAACCAAACAAGAAGAGUCGCCACGACAUGUUGGAGGGAGGAAAUUAUCCGAGAAUCCGUAUGCAAUAAACUCACCAAAUCAAAAUGGCAGCCCAUUAACAUCGAGCCCAACUUCGCCUCCACCGUCGUUGCCCAGUCCGCGUGUUGUACGGUCUGUUGAUGUUCCACAUCAAACGGAUUUCAGUAGAGAAAAAACUAGGAAAGCUCGUUCAUUACCUGGUACAUCUACAAUGAAAGGGAGGCCGCUUCCUGACCUGCCUAGUUAUGCGAACAGUGACUCAAUUCGACUUCACCAGCGUGGAUGUAGACCAUCAUACAUCAAUGUUGAGCCGACAUGGAACGAGAAUGAAGUCUUUGGGGGCAUGCCUGACACUGUCGAUGUUCCUCCGCCAUUGCCGCGAAAGAAAGUUUCAUUACCAGCAGGACCGUAUGCAUGUCACGUAUACGAAAAUCUUCCAUUUCAUGCUGAGAGUGGAUUAUUAAGUGACCAGAUGGCACACUCAUUCAAUAUACAUCGGCAAGACUUUCAAUGUAACUAAUGUCAAAGCUACGACUGCAGUUUCAAAUAUUGGCAUGUUAUAAGAGAUAAGCGUCUCUCGAACAGCUACACCUCUGCACUGGCACAUUUGAAUCUACAGGCUCGCGAAUUGAAUUGACGAUAUCUCUGCGUCUAAAGCAAAGCAACCAACAGUUGAUUCCAUAGACCAGAUUCAUUCACACAUGGUCAUAUCUACAUUUAGAAUGGAACUUUGUUUGCCACGCGACCAAGCCAGAUAUCAAGUGUCUCAAAGACUAGCUUUUUCCAUAAAAAGUGAUCCCCGAAUGAAAACAGAAACUUUUAUUUGUUUUCUUAUUAAAGGACCACUAUGAUUUAAUGUAAAUUACUUUUAUACAAUUGUCAAUAACCAAAGGUAAACGUUAUUUUUAUAAAGAUUUGUCCGUAUUUGUAUCUUUUGCUUUCAGCUGAUUGAAUAAUAUUUUUAAUGGGUAGAAUAAUGCUACCUUUAGCAAAAGUGUAUGUAGGAAGUAUUUUUUAAAGUUUCAGGAAAGUAUUUAGGAUUAAAUUUUGCAGUAGUUUGUUUUUCAUUCUCCAUUCGUCAACGAAGCAUAAUGGAAACUGUA
Molecule: messenger RNA, 2629 nt
Organism: Rhopilema esculentum
Lineage: Eukaryota; Metazoa; Cnidaria; Scyphozoa; Rhizostomeae; Rhizostomatidae
Molecular function (GO): signaling adaptor activity
Source: RefSeq, a predicted model, not a curated record